AUUAUGGAGCAGCUCAGAGACAUAUUGGCCAUGUUGAAUCGUCCGCCAACGACAGCUUCAGCACCGGAGGCCCCAGCAGAUCCAUCUACCCCACCACCAGCUGCUUCACCCCCACUAGAAGAGGAUGAGGUCUUCCCCGACGAUUACGAUCCUUAUGAGGGAGCUCCAGCGACUCCGAUCGAGGCACAACCUCUUAUCCAUGUACAUGACACCGAGUCGCAGGGUGAGAUUCUGUCCAUAGAGGCACAACCUGCAGUGGUUAAGAGUCGGAAGAGGAAGAGAAAGCCUCCUGUAUGGUUCGGUGACUAUACGGAGAUGAAGAGGAGACAUAGGCCAUCUUCGACUUUUGAUCCCACGGAGCCACGGAUGAGAAAUUGUUAACCACUUUCCGAAAGUGGUGUGUUGGACUCAUUCCGAACCACCGACUUCGGGAUUUGAGAAGUGGUGAUUACGGUCCAGGAUUCUUUUGGAUAAUGCUCACACCAAAGGAAUGGCUUACAGAUGACGUAAGUAAAGUAUUUUAUAAUAUUACUUCACUUUUCAACUUUAUGUACAAUGCAAUUAAUAUAUUUUUUUGUGUAACUGACAUUUCCGUUUAUAUGCAGCAUAUAGAUGCAGCAAUGCAUAUGCUGAGGAGGCGACGCAUCGACUAUCCACUGACAUUUCCUCAGAAGGGUAUCAUUCUCUCCACAUUCGUGACCGCCAUGAUCAGCAGUGCAUGGACGAGCCACAAGGGUCCGAGGAGAAACUUUAAAUGGGAGGAUUAUAUCCUGGACUACUGCACAGGGGCUCAUAAGGUAUUGUUUUAGUAAGAUUUUAAAUGUCAAUUGUUUGGGAAGAUUAUUAUGGUUUGUUAAUUGUUUCGUUGUUCUCUGUAAUUACAGUCCCAAGUCUUUGAGAGAUGGAGGGGUAACGAGUUUAUUUACUUCGUUCUGAACCUUCCCACGACAAGGCACUGGGUCACAGUUGAAGUCGACAUAGAGUUGUGGAAAAUUAAUGUCUACGACUGUGAUUCCAGCGUCUGUCAUUGGACCGACAUGGAACCCAUCAUGAAGGUUUGGGCAGAACUGCUGCCCUCGCUACUCCUUGCAACCGGGGAAUUUCCACAUAACAACCAGAUCAUGGCGUUAGCUAACUGUGACAUCACGGUGCUUCCAAAAAUGCACGCGACUCGAGCCACUCACGACUUAGUUCCGAAGUCAGCAACCAGUGGUGAUUGUGGCGUGUAUUGCAUUGAGUAUGUGGAGCAUCUCAUGAUGCAGCGUGGAUUGAUCGAUGUGACGCCAGACCGGAUAGCCAUGUUUCGUCAACGGUGGUGUGUCGAUUUAUUUUACCAAAAUGUCGGCUGAUUAUAUGUGUAAUUAUUGGGACAUUGUAUAUUUUGUGUAAUGGUG
Cannabis sativa is the source of this 1394-nucleotide messenger RNA. RefSeq lists its product as uncharacterized. NCBI's taxonomy places the organism in Eukaryota, Viridiplantae, Streptophyta, Magnoliopsida, Rosales, Cannabaceae. The coding region runs from base 4 to 381 and encodes 125 amino acids. The transcript has 2 exons. The record is from RefSeq and is a predicted model, not a curated record.